AAAAAAUGUCAAAUACAUUCCGCAUUCGGCAUAUGUGUACCCCCCCCUCCUCUUUUUUCUGGUGUUCCACAUUUAGUCAUGUAUAUAUAAAUACCUUUUAUUUUUUCUUCUAUUUUUUUCGCAUUUAUUUAAAACUACAUAUUUUUAUUAUUUUAUCAUGACACUAAAAUUCAUAGGCAAAUAUUUAAAUAGACUGUAUCGCCAACGCCGGAGGGACAAAAAAAGCCCUAAGCAACUGCCAGAAUCCCGUCUAGACGUGCUGCCCAAAUUCAAGCUCACAGACGAGUAUAUUGCUGAUAUUCGACGCCCACCCACGCAACGCCGCCACCUAGUCAAGUCAAAAUCCACCACAUAUAUGUAUCCUCUUAAAUCCCCAGCACCCGUACACCUAUCCUCAUCGCCACAACCCCACGACAGGUCACUAUUGAACCGCGACCCAAGCGGCAAGGGCAUAUACACGUUCAAAUCCACAUCAGACGCCAUUGAAGAGGAGGAGAGAUGGGCUGAAACAGCUUCUGUCAUGUCUGACACAGACCCCGGCUGUAUCAUUUGCCUGGAGGAAUAUGCCGUAGGCGACACCGUAAGGGUGCUUCCCUGCGGACAUAUCUACCAUGACGCAUGCAUUUCUCAUUGGAUUCUGCGUCGGACACGGUAUAAAUUCCACGAGUGCCCGAUUUGUAAAACCCCUUGUUUUUCCGAUGAGGUUGGGAAGAAAGCUGAGGAAGAGGCGCGCGUGGCUGGUGCCAUUAUGUCGCGCAGAAACAGCCCGUCGAAUCUCUUAUCUGUAUUUUAGUGUUUCUUGUGCUCUUUUUCUUCAUUUUCCAAUUUUCAUUUGUGUAAACAUUCCGUGGCCAGAGCUGCUCAAGAAACAAUACAAUUUUUUUUUAAAAAUUAAGACAAAA
Kickxella alabastrina is the source of this 902-nucleotide messenger RNA. RefSeq lists its product as uncharacterized. The coding region runs from base 356 to 793 and encodes 145 amino acids. The transcript has a single exon. Lineage: Eukaryota; Fungi; Kickxellomycota; Kickxellomycetes; Kickxellales; Kickxellaceae. The record is from RefSeq and is a predicted model, not a curated record.